UAAUUUCUUCGACUGGCAAUGUAACUAUUUUCAUUUUUUGACACCGAAAUCGGAUCGUAUUCUCGAUUUUGACAGCUGACCCCAUCCAUCAAAAGCUUUCAAGCUUAUGUGCGAAUAUUUUUUAUGAAUAAUAGAAUCUCCCUACAAAUUAUGCUGCAUGCAUAAUAUAUGGGAGUUUAGAAUAGUGUUUACUGUAAAAUGUUAUCGUGUUGAAAUCUAUUAGGUCAUUACGUUGGCAAAUAUGGGGUCCAUGCGACCGACGGGAAGAUUUCUAUCGUUCACUAAUAACAUUCAGAGGACACAGAAGCAAGCUGUUCCAAGUGGUUUCCCUCAAAGUCUAUCUGGCAGUGAGACUGACGUCUCAACAUCAAACGAGAAUCUUUCCAGAGAAGAGCGCUAUGUUGUGCGCCAUACAGCCAGGGUGGAGCCUCAGGGUCAGGAAAACCAGAGUCAGUCAAACAAUAACAACAGGAAUUCAUUAAAGGAAAGUGUAACUAGCAGUAACCGAAAUUCACUUAAAGACUCAGUGGGUGGUGGCAACAGCAAUAGAAGCUCUCUGGAUGUCUCUUCAUCAUCCUACAACACGCUUAUCAUACACAAUCAGGAUGACUCCUGGCCGCCAAGACCUACACCUAUUCGAGAACAUGAAAGGACCAGUAGUGAAGUAAAGCACCCCAACACACAGUCGUCACCAUACCAUACUCUGAAAAAGAAUGAAGGUGUGAAGAAACCCAGUGGGAUUCCAGUGCCUAAGCAUAAGGAACAGAAUGUGACUACUACUGCUAACUAUAUUGAUAUUGGUGGCCAGAGGAUAUACACUAGCCCCCCGGACCAUGGAGUUCAGGAAAUAACAGAGAUCCCUGACGAUUUCCUCAAUCAAUCAUCAGUGUUGAAGCAUUUGGCUAAGGAGGUGGCCCAGUCGCCGACGCCGCGCGGCCCCACCCCGCCGGCGUCACCGCGAGCGCCCGCGCCGCCCCGUGAUGACUCCAGGAAAGCCAAGAGCAAGUGCUCCAAAGCGAAACUCAGCAAAGAAAAGCUUAACCUCUCCAGGUCACAGCCCGAUCUCACUAGCGUGGGCGUGCGCGCGGUGCCCGGCGGGUCGGAGUCGUCGGGCUGGUGCAGCGGCGGCGAGGGCGAGCUGGAGGAGCCCGACGAUGCCUUCACCGCCGUGCUGGACGCGCUGGCCGCCGAGAACCACCAGCUCAAGCGGCAGCUGGCCGACGCAUGCGAGCGGGUCGCUAAAACUAAUAAGGUCACAUCGCAACUGGAAGAAGAAGUGGAGAAGGUUCGCACGGCCCAUGAGGAGCUGGUGGGAUCGUGUGAGCGACGCGAGCGGCUGGAGCGGGCCGCGCGGGUGCGGCUGCAGGCGGACUGCCGCCGGCUGCACGACCUCAACAGGGCGCUCAAACAACAGGUUGAGCUACUCUCGCAAGGUGUCCGGACAGAAAACGAGGGCAACUCUGAAGCGCUGCGGAAAGAAUUGCAAAACAGGGAGAUGCUCAUCGCUCAAGUCAUUACACAGAAUAAGGAGUUAGCAUGCGCUAAGGAGCGUCAAGAGAUCGAGAUGGCGGCGCAGCGCGCGACGCUGCAGGAGCAACGCACGCACAUCGACAUACUCGACACCGCGCUCACCAACGCGCAGGCCAACGUCGUGCGGCUCGAAGAGGAGUGUCGUCAUGCGAGUGGCUACGUUGAGCGUGUGAUGGGAUUGCAACGCGCACUUGCGUCACUGCAACAAGCUUCAGAUCGACGCGAACACACCGAGAGGAAACUACGUGCUCAGCUCGAGAAAGAGUUACAAACUCUUAGGAAGCGGGAAUGCAACUGCGGUGUGGUCGCGGGCGGUGCGGGCGGCGGCGAAGCGGAACUGCGGCGACAGCUACGGGAACGGGACGAGCGGCUGCUGGCGCUCGAGGGAGAGUGCGCCAAGUGGGAGCAGCGGUACCUGGAGGAGGCCGCGCUCAGGCAGGCCGCCGUGUCCGCUGCCUCCAUACCCAAUUCCGUUUUCAGGGAUGCUAAGAUAGCGGCGUUGGAGAAGACGUCGGCCGAGUCUGAGCGUCUUAUGGCAGAGGCUCGCAGCGAGAAGAUACGACACAUGGACGAGCUGCACUCCGCUCAGAAAAAAGUUGCCGACUUGGAGAGCAGAGUGAAGGAGUUAGAGUCUAAAGUUGCGGAACGCGACGCCAUGAUCAAAGUUCUGCAGAAACAUACAAGUGCUGCUUACGACAGUGGCGCCUCCUUGCGAAAUAACUCUAGUCGCGAGGAACUCGUGGGCCUGUCGUCAGGCGCAUCGUUCUCCAGCGCGGAGGGCGUGGGCACCGGCAGCGUGUCGGGACGCUUCCGGCACCUCGCGCGCAGAAACUACUCCCCACAUAACGAUAACUCCAGUGGCUGCGGCUUCGACAGCACGUCGCUGCGCCUGGACGAGCAGCUGGCGGCGCUGGAGUCGCGGCUGGAGCGGCCGCCCGUGCCCGCCGUGAGUUACCUGCCCGCCGCUGACGCGCGACCGCAUGCUGCCUACUACUGACACACAGACACUAUAGAAACUUAACCUACCCACAUUUCUUCAGAUACAUGGUUCGAAUUGACAGUAAUUGUGAGGGCUAUGGGACGAUAACCUGACUAUUCGCAUAGAAAGAAGUUCGUUUGUAUUUUACAUACGAAAAAAUAAAACCAUUUUUGCACAUUUUAACUCACCGCUAAGGAUUCGUCUUCAUAAACAUCUGGGGUGGGGGCAGGUUAUUGCUUAUAAUUCGUCUGUUUCAUUGAGUGUAUUUCGUUACAUUUAAAUGGCAAUCCGAACUUACGAUCAUUUUGAGAAAGCCGGAACUGCCAAAUCUCCUCAUUGGUUUACACAACAUCGCAAAUAUUUAUGUGUGACACGCAUUGGCGUUGGCACGUAAUUAUCCUCGAUGUCUAAUUUAAUAUGAUCCUUGUUCUAAAUUUUGAUUUAAAUGGAACAUUGCGAUAUUGUCUGACAGCUAUUCCUUUAAAACAUGUUGGUAACACUACACACUACUUGAGGGACCGUCGUCUCGCGAACGCAAACUUUAAUCUACAUGCCGUAGAAAACAUGAAUUACCGAUUAAAAGCAUAGUCAAUGUGAAGUCACAUGCGUAUUUAUAAGUUGUACAGCAGUUCAUAAUAAAAAUAAUUUAAUUAAAAAUACGGUGCAACAAUAUAAAAAAGAUAUAAAAAACCAAUUUGAAUUCAUGAAAGAAUCGAUUUAAACGAACGACUACUUGUUUCAAAUUCAAGGUUUCAAAAUGUUAUGAAAUUAAAUAUAUUAUUGAAUCUAACAUUGGGAUAUGUCAAGC
This is a messenger RNA of Trichoplusia ni (cabbage looper), 3317 nucleotides long. RefSeq names its product angiomotin-like. The coding region runs from base 242 to 2527 and encodes 761 amino acids. Lineage: Eukaryota; Metazoa; Arthropoda; Insecta; Lepidoptera; Noctuidae. Gene Ontology annotation, biological process: actin cytoskeleton organization; regulation of cell migration. The transcript is spliced from 16 exons. Gene Ontology annotation, cellular component: plasma membrane; cytoplasmic vesicle; bicellular tight junction. The record is from RefSeq and is a predicted model, not a curated record.